This is a messenger RNA of Elaeis guineensis (African oil palm), 1068 nucleotides long. RefSeq lists its product as uncharacterized. Lineage: Eukaryota; Viridiplantae; Streptophyta; Magnoliopsida; Arecales; Arecaceae. The record is from RefSeq and is a predicted model, not a curated record.
GAGGGCUGGUGGGUUAGCCGGAUUUCGUAGCCACCGGGUUCAUCCAGUCUAUCUUCCUUGUCCCCGCCCCCGAAAAAAAAAUCGGCAACCCCAUCUUCGGAACGGAAAGAGAGGCGGUGCAAAAGCCUUAGCUGCUAAAUUCCAAUUCGGGUCGACGAACGCUCCCCGCGUCUCUUCUCCGCCUUCGUUUGUCCCUCGCGCCUGGGAAAGGGCGAAAUCUCCUCUCUCCAAUGGCAUCGUCGUGGUGCCUCUCCGCCGUCACCACGACCACCGCUCUCGCCUACCCGUCGCCGGCGGCGUUCGGGAGCCUGGGCCUCCGCCGCCAGAGGAGCGGAGGCCGCCUCUUCCUCUCCCCGCUUCUCCAGAGGGGCAAUAGGAGUUUCGUGGUCUGCAUGGCCCCAGAGGAAGAGAAGAUCACCCGCCGUUCUCCUCUCGAUUUCCCCAUCGAGUGGGAAAGGCCUAAGCCUGGGAGGAGACCAGAUAUAUUCCCGCAGUUCAGCCCAAUGAAAACUCCAUUGCCGCCUCCCUUGCCGGCAGACCCUCCUGAAGAGGAUGAGGAAGAGGAGGAAGAAAAGAAAGAGGAAGAAGAGGAAGAUCCUGAUAAGGAAGAUCCUGAUAACCCAGAGAAGCAGCCUUAGAUAUUCUGGGAUGCUGGUGACAAGCAAUUGAAUCAUAAUUUGUGAGGAAGGUUACUUCAAAUGUCAAUCAGAAGGGAAUGCUAAAUCCAGACCCUUGUGCUGGCCAGCCAUCUGGUUGCCAACUUUCAGCAAUUGUUUGGCUGUCAGCGGAGGUGAAAGUAUAUUAACAUCAAAAUUUUGAAGCUAUGCUUGUUGACUCCAACAUGUAUUUUUAUAGAUUAGAUUGAGAAUGUUGAUUUUCUUCAGUUUAAAUUUACUUUUUGUCAUUACGAGUUGUGUGUUAUGAAGGCCGGUAUCAUUACGGACAGUAGUGAAUAUAUUCUGCUUGGAAUAACUUAUCCAACCAUGUUGUUGGUUUGUCAGUGUUUAAUGUAGAAGGCUGAACUUCCAGAGCGAUUGAUAUAUUCACUUACACUCAGGAAUAUUGAGA